AUGAGCAGAAGUGAUAUUGUAGCUGAGAUUAGAUUCAGUAUUCAGUGGGUAUUGCGAACCACCAGACUGCCAAGCACGUACGAGGGAAGGGAGGGCGAAGAAACUCUUCGCAAACAUUUGCCUACUCUCAUUUUUCAUAACACAUCAGGAAUAGGAUCUCCAAAACUUAGACCUAAGUGUGUAGUAGACUCUAGACAUGUAUUGCUCAUGGCUGUCCAUAGAGUAGCGAUAUAUUUUCCAGGAUACACUGGUAUAGAUGCUCCAGUAGAAAAAGCACUAGUUAGACACUAUCGCGAUCUCGAAGACCACCUUGUUGCCAACUAUGCUGAUUGGCUCCUACCAAGAUUAAGGGAGAAAACUGGAGGCGAAUUCACAUUGACAUAUUAUCCAGCAAACUUGAUGAGGCAACUAUAUAGCAAUGUGAAACAGCGCUUGCAAAGGGUAUAUGGAAAGAUUUGA
This is a messenger RNA of Strongylus vulgaris, 459 nucleotides long. Lineage: Eukaryota; Metazoa; Nematoda; Chromadorea; Rhabditida; Strongylidae. The record is from the annotation of a GenBank genome assembly.